This is a messenger RNA of Letharia columbiana, 1731 nucleotides long. RefSeq lists its product as uncharacterized. The record is from RefSeq and is a predicted model, not a curated record. Gene Ontology annotation, cellular component: membrane. Gene Ontology annotation, molecular function: oxidoreductase activity, acting on paired donors, with oxidation of a pair of donors resulting in the reduction of molecular oxygen to two molecules of water. Lineage: Eukaryota; Fungi; Ascomycota; Lecanoromycetes; Lecanorales; Parmeliaceae. The coding region runs from base 1 to 1731 and encodes 576 amino acids. The transcript is spliced from 4 exons. Gene Ontology annotation, biological process: lipid metabolic process.
AUGGACCACAACCAGAUAUUCUCUCGAAGAAGGAUCGAAGCACUCAUCGCUGCUGGCCGUGUCAUCGUUAUCACAGAAGGGAGAGUACUGCAGCUUGACGGCUGGCUAGACAAACACCCUGGCGGACGGUUGGCCGUACUUCAUAUGGUUGGAAGAGAUGCUACCGAUGAGAUUAAUGUCUACCACUCCCACAAGGCAUUGCAAAUGAUGAACAAAUACCGCAUAGGCCUGAUAGCUGGGCCGUGGGUAAACUUUACACCACCAAUAAGAGGAGGCAUCUACCGGGAUAACACAGAAGCUGCUCAAUACAUUCCUGACGACGAAGAUGGCGACGACGCUGGCAGCUCCUGGAGCUCAAGCCUAGAGUCUUUGAAUUCCAGUACGACAAGCCUCGACUCCAUGACAACUGAGGAUACCAGCCACUCGGCUAUGAUCAGUAGUCAUCCCAACAAGGGCCUUGACCAGUACUCCUCAUCUGUACACCAUGAUCAAGGCACGGAACAUAGACAUAAAUCUUCAAAUGCCCAACUGAACGAUCAUCAGCACUUGUCGCCCACGGACUACACAUCGUCUGCUGUACAGAAAGCCAUCGACAACGAUGUCCGGGACAAUCCCUCAUUAGAUGCAGAGACACAGCGCGCGAUCACCUUGAAAUAUCAGACAUUGCAUCAGCGAGUCAAAGACGAAGGUUUCUAUGAAUGCCAUUACAUCGAAUACGGCAAGGAAAUUAUACGAUACAUCCUCCUGUUCUCUCUUUUUUUGACUUUCCUUCGAGCGGAGUGGUAUCUGACUUCCGCAUGCUUUCUCGGUCUAUUCUGGCAUCAGAUCAUGUUCACGGCGCAUGACGCAGGCCAUAGAGGCAUUACGCACAAUUUUGUGGCUGAUACCAUGAUUGGUAUUUUCAUUGCCGACUUUUGUUGCGGACUGUCGAUAGGCUGGUGGAAAAGCAGCCAUAAUGUUCAUCACCUUGUGACCAACCACCCAGAACAUGACCCUGAUAUUCAAAACGUACCUUUGUUCGCCACUUGUCCAUCCUUCUUUCGCUCCCUCCAUUCCAGCUAUUACGACUUCACCUACACCUGGGAUGCCUUCGCCAACAUUGCGGUCAAGUACCAGGCUUACACCUACUACCCAGUCAUGGGCAUUGCCCGAUUCAACCUAUACCUCCUAUCAUGGCUGCACCUCCUCUCUUCUCGCUCCACAAACCUUGGCUGCGCAGCCUGGACUCGGCCUACCGAGAUAGCAUUCAUGUUGGGCUAUUGGUUUCUGUUCGGGUAUUGCUUGUUAUGGCGAAGUAUUCCGACCUGGACUCUACGCGUCGCUUUCGUUCUCGUUUCUCACAUUAUCACUAUGCCGCUACAUGUGCAGAUCACACUUUCGCAUUGGGCAAUGCCAACUGCCGACCUCGGCGAUGCAGAGUCUUUCCCUCAACGGCAGUUGAGAACAACAAUGGACGUUGACUGUCCUGCUUGGUUUGACUUUGUCCAUGGUGGUCUGCAGUUCCAAGCCGUGCAUCACCUCUUUCCUCGGGUUCCUCGGCACAACUUGAGGAGACUGCAAGUGCUCGUAAGAGAGUUUUGUGAGGAUACGAACAUUGAGUAUAAGAUCUUUGGGUUUGUUGAGGGUAAUAAGCAAGUGCUGGGAAAGCUGGGCGAGGUGGCAGCGCAGGUGGAAAUGAUGGUCAAAUGUCAAACGUACAUGGCUGCAACUGGGGAGAGUGGGCUGCAUUGA